Molecule: messenger RNA, 2452 nt
Organism: Capsicum annuum
Lineage: Eukaryota; Viridiplantae; Streptophyta; Magnoliopsida; Solanales; Solanaceae
Exons: 1
Coding region: 661-2253 (530 amino acids)
Source: RefSeq, a predicted model, not a curated record
GGAAGGACGAUACAUAAAUAACAUGAAAACGAUAGGUAUUUUAUAGACUAUAGUAUCUUUUGAAUUUAACUUCCUAUAAAGUUCCAUCCGAUAUCAAGUCUUGUAAAGUCCUACAUCUGCAAUUCUGUUUUUUGUUCUCUACUUAAGAACAUAAAAAAAAAACCUCAUGAUGCUCUUAGUGUAAGAAAUGAAGAAACUUGCGUUGCUUAUAGUGAUCCUUGUUCUUGAAGAUACUAAUAAGUUACAUAGUCUGAAGUAUCGAUCAAUUAAGUUUCACUUAAAAAUCGGAUUCAAAGAGCCAUCCAGAAGCGUAAUCGCCUUUUAUAUUAAAAAUGUUCAAAAUCUGCUUUGAUGUCAAAUUUAGUUGUGUAAACUACACAUCCAAGAACUUAAACAAUUAGAGAUGGGGCAUCUUGAUUUAUUUAUUGGUAAUCUUUUCCCCUUUUCCCUUUUUGUCAUGUUUAAUGUUUCUUAGUAGACAGGUAAAGAAUAAAACUUAACUGAUUUUUCUCUUUAUCUAAUCAUAUUCUAUUUUAUUUUUUCUUUUAAAAAUAAAGCUGAAUGUGAUCUGGUUAGAGAUACCUGACUUAAUAAGGAAGAAGAAAUUAACUGGCCCAAAGUAAAGUUUAAUAUUAAACUUCAGUUUAAGUUUAUUUAAACAUGUUCAAGCAAUUUCAGUUAGACAGUUACUAUCAAUCUUCUAAAGGAACAAUGGUUACUAAUGAAGAAGGUAGAAGCAUCAACAUUAAUGAAAUAUUUGUUGAUGAAUAUCAUAUAACGAUUCAUCAAGAUUCAACCUCAAAUUCUCAAGAAAUCAGUGAAAAUGAGAGACAGUGGAUACAUUCAUUGGAGAAGAGAAGAGGGUACACUGGCUUAUUGCAGAAGCCAAAAAUUCAAAAGGUCCCAAAAAUGCAUCGCGAGAUUGAAUCAAACGUAAGGUGCUAUGAGCCCCUUGUGGUUUCUAUCGGACCAUUUCACCGUGGCAAACCAGAACUUCAGCUUAUGGAGAAGCACAAGGAGUUACUGGCAAUUCAGUUUGCUGAUCAAGAUAGUACCAAAGAAAGACCAGAAGGGGUCUUACCAUGGCUUUCGACAAAUUCAGUGUCUAUUGAUGAGCUUUACGAAAAGGUCAAGAACAUUAUGCCUAAUGUCAGGGAGUGUUAUGAUGAUGAAUUGAUCAAAAAAUACAGCCAUGAGGAGUUCGCACAGAUUAUGCUCCUGGAUGGAUGCUUCAUCCUCCAAUACUUUCACUGCAUUGUCACCGGCAAUUAUACGGAGCUCAAAAUGAAGAGCCACGAUAUAGCUUUCAUUCGUCGUGAUCUCUUCUUACUUGAGAAUCAGUUACCAUUUGAAGUCUUGCAGGUGCUAAUGAGCUGUAAGUUCAAGAAUAAUGAAGGAAUGGAGAUGAUAAAAAAGUUCAUCUCGAGUGCACAUACAAAACCUACUCCACCUCACGGAUUCAUCCAAGGUAUCAAGGAUUUCUUUCUUGAUUUAUUUGGGGAUACUCAAAAAGUUAUGAGCUUUCUUGGAAAGAUCUGUGGAGAAGAAGGGCCUCCCUUUACAAAACAAGAAAGCACUAAAAUCUGGCUUCCUUCUCAUCUCCUCGAGCUAUUAAAAACACAUCUCAUAGAUCCGAAUGCUUUCUCUGAAGGUGGGUGCUAUCUAAGGGGUGAGUGGUGCUCUUAUCGUUCAGCCAUUGAGCUGCGGAGAGCAGGAAUCCGUUUCAGGCCUGGAAAGAGUCGUCGUCUUUCAGAGGUUAAGUUCACUUCAUUUCAUUGCUCAGCUCUUUUAACACUUCCACCAAUAACCGUAGAUGAUUCAACCAAGUCGGAGUUUUUAAACUUGGUCGCGUAUGAAGCAUGUCCUGAUACACCAGAUGACUUUGGAAUUACAUCUUUUCUUACCUUCAUGGAUUCUCUUAUCGAUCACGCUGAAGAUGUGAAGGAGCUGAGAUCAAAAGGUAUACUUCUUAACUUUCUUGGAAGUGAUCAAGAAGUGGCAGAUCUCUUCAACGAGAUAGCAAGAGAUUUGGUGCCUAAUCCACAUGCCUAUGUUGAUGUGAAAGACCAAAUUGAGAAACAUUACUAUAGCAAAAGCAAAAUAUGGAUUGCUGAGUGGAAGAACACUCAUUUUACUUCCCCAUGGACUGUUUUUGCAUUUAUCGCAGCACUUUUUGUCAUUGGUUUGGAAGUCACUAGUACAUUCCUAGCAGGAAUUCAGACCUAUUAUACAGUCCAUCCAAAAGGGAGUUAGUAACGACCGGAUUCAAAAUCAAUCAAUUCAGUUUUUUUGUCUGUAUUUUCUGCAUGAAUUCAUGAGUGUCGCGUUUGUUAAAUUCAUCAUUUCUUUUACCUUAUUGCUGUGAUGUAGAUUGAUCUUUAUACUCCUUGUUUGUGAAGUCACUGAACUAGUAUUUUGUUGCGUCUUUUAUGUUUUACUUGUGUAAAUUUAC